Arctia plantaginis is the source of this 1269-nucleotide messenger RNA. The record is from the annotation of a GenBank genome assembly. Lineage: Eukaryota; Metazoa; Arthropoda; Insecta; Lepidoptera; Erebidae.
AUGGCCGUGUCAGUGUCUAAAAAGUUUUUAUCUUUGUGUAAAAAUAGUUUAAGUAUUAGAGCACUUUCUACAACAUGCACCAAAAACGCGAAAGUGGUAUUUAACUGGGAAGAUCCACUAAAUUUAGAAGGACAGUUACAUGACGACGAAAAGGCAAUCCGAGACUCGUUUAAAGCUUAUUGUAACGAGAAACUAUUGCCAAGAGUAAUCGAAGCGAACAGGAAUGAAGUCUUUGAUAAAGAAAUUUACAAGGAGAUGGGUGGGAUGGGAGUGCUCGGAUGUACAAUCAAAGGGUAUGGUUGUGCGGGUGUCAACUACGUCACGUAUGGCUUAUUGACGAGGGAAUUAGACGCAGUCGAUUCUGCUUAUAGAUCAGCGGUGAGUGUCCAGAGCAGCUUGGCUAUGGGAGCAAUUAAUAAUUAUGGUACUGAGCAACAAAAACAAAAAUUUCUACCAAAAAUGGCUAAAGGGGAAUUAAUAGGAUGUUUUGGGUUGACUGAACCUAACUUUGGAAGUGAUGCUGGUGGCCUUGUAACAAGAGCAAAGUACGAUGCCAAAAAUAAAACCUAUGUAUUAUCAGGAUCAAAAACAUGGAUUACAAACUCUCCUAUUGCAGAUAUACUAAUUGUCUGGGCUAAGGAUGAUGAAAACAAAGUUCGAGGUUUUAUUGUAGAACGAUCAGAGGUCAAAAAAGGUCUUGACACACCGAAAAUCAAUGGAAAAUUUUCUCUGCGAGCGUCGACAACUGGCAUGAUAUUGCUCGACGAAGUGGUUAUACCGGAGGACAAUUUAUUGCCCAAUGUAGUGGGUCUGAAGGGGCCGUUCGGAUGUCUCAAUAACGCGCGAUAUGGGAUCGCUUGGGGCGCUCUCGGUGCCGCUGAAACUUGUUUGCGGAUCGCCCGACAGUACACAUUAGAUAGGAAACAAUUUGGGCGACCGCUCGCUUCCAACCAACUAAUACAGAAGAAACUGGCUGACAUGUUGACGGAGAUAAGCAUUGCAUACCAAGCUUGUUUAAGAGUGGGACGUCUGAAAGAUGAAGAUAAGGCAGCACCUGAGAUGAUUUCACUACUGAAGAGGAAUAAUUGUGGUAAAGCAUUGGAUAUUGCUCGUAAUGCGAGAGAUAUGCUCGGAGGUAACGGUGUUUCGGAUGAAUAUCAUAUUAUUAGACAUGUGAUGAAUCUUGAGGCCGUCAACACAUACGAAGGGACCCACGAUAUUCAUGCACUUAUUUUGGGGAGAAGUAUUACUGGGAUACCCGCGUUUUAA